This is a messenger RNA of Gongylonema pulchrum, 927 nucleotides long. The record is from the annotation of a GenBank genome assembly. Lineage: Eukaryota; Metazoa; Nematoda; Chromadorea; Rhabditida; Gongylonematidae.
AUGAUGAAUGUAAACAUUUCACCGUUGUUCAUACUUAUUGGUAUUUUUUCAACAACAUUCUUCUCCUCGAUGAGUAAUAUGAUCGGUGCAUCACGUGUGCUGAAUCGUGUUGCGCACGAUAAACUUUUUGGUUUCUUACUUCAUCCGGCAAAAGUUGAAAUUGGUGCUGGAAAUCCCGUUGCAUCGGUGAUCAUCUCAUGGAUAUGCGUUGUGCUGGUGUUUUUUAUUGGCGCAAUGAAUCGUAUCGCCAAGCUCACAUCUAUUUUUUUCUUGCUCUCAUACAUGGGUGUGAAUAUUGCCUGCCUAGCUCUUGAGCUUACAAGUGCACCAAAUUUCCGGCCAACUUUCAAAUAUUUCACUUGGCAUACUUGCGCAGUAGGUGUAAUAAGCACGGUACUGAUGAUGCUGGUGAUCGAUGCGGCAAUGAGUGCUAUUGGUGUUAUUGUGCUCAUGAUUUUAAUCAUAAUUCUUCAUUAUCAGAUAUUGCUGUUGGUCAGUCGUCCGGCAAGCAGUUGUCCACUGAUGGAUUUCAUAAAUGAUUUGAAGAAAAGUGGACUGUAUGUGAUUGGUCAUGUCAAAAAAGGUAGCAUGGAUGAAAGCACUGCGGCCGGCAUGGACCCGCUGCAUCAGGUAUUUCCAUAUUGGUUAUCACUUGUUGAUUAUUUGAAGCUGAAAGCAUUUGUAGAAUUAACAAUUUCAAAUUCAGUACGUGAUGGUAUACAACAGCUAAUACGUCUGUCCGGACUGGGAGCAAUGAAACCAAACACCGUCGUUUUGGGAUUUCAUGAGAAAAUGCCACAGCCAGCAACGCUUGCCGAAUCGUGUCUUUUGAAAGAUCUGAAAUUUUCACGCAUUGAUCGAGCAGAAGUUGUGGAAUAUUUCACCGCUUCGGAUUAUGUACCACGUGUUGGUUUUUUUUUACGCUAG